GCAAAGAAGAAUUUUUCUGUUCCGUACCAGCGAUGAAAAUGCCGAUCUCAAACCGCGAAAUUAUUUUGGAAUUAUAUAAGCUAAACUAGAAAAUGUUUGAAAAUUCCGUAGCCGCAGUGCGUGAAUAUUCAACCAUGUAUUAUAACUCUGUGUAUAAUGCAUCUACGAUGUUCGACAUAAAACACUCUGAAAGUCAAGUUCAGCAACAGAUAUAUAACACAAAUCACAUAGGAUAUGUGCCAACUUCAAGUACUCGGAUCGUUAAAAAACGAAAUACAGCUAACAAAAAGGAGAGAAGGCGAACACAAAGCAUAAACAAUGCAUUUUCCUACCUUCGAGAAAAGAUUCCUAAUGUCCCCACAGAUACCAAACUUUCAAAGAUCAAAACAUUGAAGUUGGCCAUAUUGUACAUAAACUACUUAGUUAAUGUUCUUGAUGGAGAUCAGGAUCCAAAAGGCGGAUUUCGAGCAGAACUUAAGCCGGUCAGCCGUAAGAUUUGUAGCGAAAAGAAACACUGCUUAAAGUCAGAAAUUCAAAAUAUUCCCAUGUCGACUAAGGGCCGUACGGGAUGGCCACAAGAUGUUUGGGCAUCGGAACUUAUUCCAGAACAUAAUUAGACUUCCGUAAAACAGUGCAACGCGAAAAAUGUAACCGCAGUUUUGAUUUUCCUCUGGCUUAGAUCGCGUUUGAAUAUUACAGCUACUUAUAUAUCUAUUUGGUGUAAAACUCUAUUUUUAAGGGGAGUAUUUCGAAAGACCAUUCGAAUUUCAGGUUCAGGUCCUCAAUGAUAUUAUUGCCAAAGACAUAAAGACGUACAAAAGAAUAAAAAAAUUUGUUUCAGAACAUUGAAUAUAAAAAUGCCAUGGAAACAUAGAAGUUGGUAUCUUAAAUACAUAUAUAUUUCCGAAAUUUUAAAGUUUUUUCACGAAAGGUGCAUUUUUUAAGAAGUUUGUUUUGCAAAACAAUUAUCGUGACAGCCAAUGAACAGAAAAUACAAUUUAUACUUGAAAUCUUUACAUUGCUAUAAUAUCCAAACGCGAGCUAAUUAAGAGGAACACCAAAUGGGGUCUGACUCAUUUCGAUGAGUACUUUCAGAAUUUUAAAUCCAAGCUGUGGUUACACUCGAAAACUCUAAAAAUGUUGCACAGUGUAAUUUAUUUAAAUUCUAUGUCAUAAUAAAUAUA
Drosophila subpulchrella is the source of this 1184-nucleotide messenger RNA. It is a transcript of the gene Hand, whose product is annotated as heart- and neural crest derivatives-expressed protein 2. Gene Ontology annotation, biological process: developmental process; regulation of transcription by RNA polymerase II. The record is from RefSeq and is a predicted model, not a curated record. Gene Ontology annotation, molecular function: RNA polymerase II transcription regulatory region sequence-specific DNA binding; DNA-binding transcription factor activity, RNA polymerase II-specific; protein dimerization activity. The coding region runs from base 93 to 617 and encodes 174 amino acids. The transcript has 4 exons. NCBI's taxonomy places the organism in Eukaryota, Metazoa, Arthropoda, Insecta, Diptera, Drosophilidae.